Messenger RNA from Marasmius oreades (fairy-ring Marasmius), 1203 nucleotides. RefSeq lists its product as uncharacterized. Gene Ontology annotation, biological process: RNA surveillance; nuclear-transcribed mRNA catabolic process, no-go decay; nuclear-transcribed mRNA catabolic process, non-stop decay. The record is from RefSeq and is a predicted model, not a curated record. The transcript is spliced from 6 exons. The coding region runs from base 1 to 1203 and encodes 400 amino acids. Gene Ontology annotation, cellular component: cytoplasm. Lineage: Eukaryota; Fungi; Basidiomycota; Agaricomycetes; Agaricales; Marasmiaceae.
AUGACGAAGACAUGUGGCAUUUAUACAAUCUCAUCCAACAAGGCGACUUUGUACGUGCUCCUGCCAUUCGCUAGCCGGGUUCAAAAAAUUUCCAACACCGGGUCGAUCGACUCCCAACGAAUCCGUCUCAACCUAACUCUCAAAGUGACCCGAGUCGAGUUCUCCUCCUACUCUUCCGGCGAUGCCAACCAACCGAACUCAGAAGCCGGAUCCUCCGCCAAUGCCUCAACAGCAUCCCUUCAAAUGUCAGGCCGUGUCACAUCUGAAAACCCUCACGUUAAACUAGGCGCUUUCCAUACACUAGACAUCGAAUCGAAUCGGGAUGUCCGUAUUGAAAAAGCAGAUGGGUGGGACAGCAUUGCGUUAUCGAGGGUCGAAGAGUCUGUCGUUCCCGGACGAGGAGCGGAAGUGGGGGCUGUCGUGUGUGGAGAAGGAGUUGCGGCUUUCUGUUUGUUAUCGGAACAUAUGACGUUGGUAACCCAUCGAAUAUCGGUUUCGGUACCACGGAAGGCGGCUACUUCAGGGACAUCUCAGCAUGAAAAGGCGUUGAACAAGUUUUAUGGGAUGGUGUUUGAGGCAUUUUUGAGGCAUAUACCGUAUUCUAACGUUGGGUUGAAGGCGAUCGUGAUAGCGAGUCCUGGGUGGGUGAGGGAUACGGUUUAUGAUUUUAUAAUGCUGGAGGCGGGGAAGAGGGGGGAUAAGGUGUUACAAAAGUCUUUGAGGGAGAAGGGGGUGAAGGUGCAUGUGAGUAGUCCACAUGUGCACAGUUUGGUUGAGGUUUUAAGGAGUCCAGAGAUUUCAUCUCGAUUAAAAGAAACCAAGUUUGCAAGAGAAGGAAUCACAUUGGACAAGUUUCACAAGAUGCUUGCUACGGACGAACUUCGUGCGUGGUAUGGACCUGGACAUGUCCUGCUGGCCGCAGAUAGAGGAGCAAUAGGUACUCUACUCAUAUCGGAUGAUCUUUUCCGAUCGAGCAAUCCAGAGACACGGAAGAAAUAUGUUUCAUUGACAGAAGCAGUACAACAGAAAGGUGGAGAGGUCGUGAUUUUCUCAAGCAUGCAUGAGUCUGGACAACAGCUGAACCAACUGAGUGGAAUUGCUGCAACCCUGACUUUCCCUCUGGAUAUUGAAGUCGUUGAAGCAGAGGAACGGGAAGCAGAAGAAGAACGACAACUUAGAUUAAACGAAGAACAGGAAGCAUAA